UAUAUAAGAACAGGCUGCACCUAAAUGUAUGUUAUUCUGACUGCAGCCAUGAAUCUGACAGCUCCUCUGCUGCUGCUACUUCUCACUGCUUGUACAGCCAGUGGUGCGCAGCUGCCCAAGGCCUUAUGGCAGUUUGCGAAUAUGAUCCAAUGCGCUCAGCCUGGCAUGAACGCUCUACAAUACAACAAUUACGGCUGCUGGUGCGGCCUCGGAGGAACGGGAAGCCCUGUGGAUGAAGUGGACAUGUGCUGUGAAGUUCAUGAUAAAUGCUAUAGAGCAAGCAGAAAGGCUCCUGGAUGCACGGCUAUUGUGGACCUGCCCUAUGUUCUCGUCUAUGAUUUCACCUGUUCAAAUCAACAAGUGACCUGCUCGGCUACCAACAAUAAGUGUCAGGCUGCCGUGUGCGAGUGUGAUCGGGUGGCGGCUCACUGCUUUGCUCAGACUCCAUACAACCCUGAAAACAAAAACCUGGAUCCCAAAGUCCACUGUGUCGACUGAGUUAUCCAAUCCACAAAAACACACAAGGGUUGGAUUUCUAACCUAUUUCUUUUCUAAUUUUAAUUUCUCUGUAAUUUGUACACAAAACCAGAUGUAAAAGAAGUUUGAUUUUGUACAAUAGCAUUAGUUUGAAAUAAAAUAGGCAAGUGAGAUUC
Molecule: messenger RNA, 653 nt
Organism: Anarrhichthys ocellatus (wolf-eel)
Lineage: Eukaryota; Metazoa; Chordata; Actinopteri; Perciformes; Anarhichadidae
Product: phospholipase A2, minor isoenzyme-like
Exons: 4
Coding region: 25-498 (157 amino acids)
Biological process (GO): phospholipid metabolic process; lipid catabolic process; arachidonate secretion
Molecular function (GO): calcium ion binding; phospholipid binding
Source: RefSeq, a predicted model, not a curated record